CCGUUGUGCUCCCAAAGCACAAACUACAGCAUCUCAGAAUCAUGAAGAUCACUCCAACCAUUUCCACUCUCAUAUUCUUUCUUUUUGUUGUCUUUUCCUGGUCUUGUGCAGCUUCUGCUGAUGACCGCGUCGACGGUUUUCUUGAAUGUCUCAAGGACCAAGUCGACAACUAUACCUCAAUUUCUAGCCUUGUUUACACCCCAAUCAACUCUUCUUUCCAGUCAGUCCUAGAUUUUUCAAUCCGAAACCGAAGAUUUAUGUCAGCUUCCACCCCAAAACCACUAGUGAUAAUAACUCCCGAGUGCGAGGACCAAAUCGCCCCUAUCAUCUACUGUGCCAAACAAAAUCAAUUGCAAAUUAGAACUCGAAGUGGCGGCCAUGACUUUGAGGGACGGUCUUAUGUAUCUGAAGUCCCAUUUGUGAUCAUUGAUUUGUUGAACUUCAGUGAAGUAACUGUUGAUGCUGAGCAGAAAACUGCAUGGCUUGGAGCUGGUGCAACCAUUGGCAUGUUAUAUUAUAAUAUUGCGAUUAAAAGCUCAAGACUGGCGUUUCCAGCGGGCUUUUCCCCAACUGUUGGCGUUGGUGGGCACUUCAGUGGAGGAGGCUAUGGCAUAUUGCUCAGAAAAUACGGCAUGGCUGCAGAUCAUGUUAUUGAUGCUAGGAUAGUAGACGUUAAUGGCAAUAUUCUCGACAGAAAAUCGAUGGGUGAGGACUUAUUCUGGGCCAUUAGGGGAGGUGGAGGCUCCAGUUUUGGUGUAAUUCUUGCAUGGAAAGUAGGAUUGGUGGAGGUUCCAGAAACAGUCACUGUUUUCACAAUCUUCAGGGAUUUGGAGCAAAAUGCCACUCAACUUAUUCACCGCUGGCAGUACGUCGCGCCUACAAUUGAUCAAGACUUAUUCCUCAGAGUCAUCGCUAGAAGAAACACCAGCGCUGAUGGAAAGAUGACAAUUCGUCUUUCAUUUAACUCCGUUUUCCUUGGUGGAGUCGACAGACUGCUCGCGCUGAUGCAAAAAGAGUUCCCGGAAUUGGGCUUAGUAAGAGAUGACUGCACAGAAAUGAGUUGGAUCCAAGCCAUCCUCUAUAAUACUGGAUUGCCCAUUGAUUCACUCGAACCUUUGCUCGACAGGUAUCAGCCUGAUGUAGGAUACUACAAAGGAAAAUCAGAUUAUGUGCAGGAACCGAUGCCCAUAAGCGGGUUUGAAGGCGUAUGGGAAUUGUUUUAUGAACCAGACGGCAAGGAGGCAGAGUUUUUAUUGACCCCAUAUGGUGGAAAAAUGGCCGAAAUUCCUGAAUCUGCAAUUGCAUUUCCUCAUAGAGCAGGUAAUCUUUACAUGGUGCAUCAUAUGAUAUACUGGGAAGCAGAACAAGCACAAGACGAAGACAAGUACAUAGCUUGGGUUAGAAAGCUUUACAAUUAUGUCACUCCUUAUGUUACGAAGAACCCGCGGGGAGCUUUCUUAUGUUACAGAGAUCUUGACAUUGGAGUGAAUAACAAUGAAGGGGUGGUAACUAUUGAAACAGCAAGAGUUUGGGGCGAAAAGUACUUCGUAAACAAUUUCAAUCGAUUGGUCCUAGUGAAAACUAGAGUUGAUCCAGGAAAUUUCUUCAGAGAAGAACAAAGCAUUCCCCCACUAAUCCUACGAUGGACAGGAAAAGAGGACAUAUAAGAUUAUAUUCACGAGGAACAUGAUGUGGUCUGCAGACUUCUAGUAUAUGCUUCCUUUAAUUUGAUGUCCUUACUGCUUUGUAUGCGAAUUAGGGACAUUUUGAUGUCUGUUUUUUAGCACUAAUAAAUGCUAUGUCAUAUUGUACGAAUAAAUUUGCUCUGUUGGUGAAAAUAAAAUGAAGACGUGGUUUUCUAGCCACUAAAAAGAAA
Sesamum indicum (sesame) is the source of this 1876-nucleotide messenger RNA. Lineage: Eukaryota; Viridiplantae; Streptophyta; Magnoliopsida; Lamiales; Pedaliaceae. The record is from RefSeq and is a predicted model, not a curated record.